GCCAUGUGUGUGGCUGUGGAUUGUCUCCUCCUGAAAUAGUUAUGCAGAGUAAAUGAGAUGGGUUGGCGAUUGGCGGAGAGGAGACCGGACUGAAGGAGACAGCCCGUGGGGGCAGAUCCGCCCCGCAGCUGCCACCCGUGUCCAGAGCGGACGGAGGCUCUGUGACCCGCCGCCGAGAACCGAGACUCGCCCUCCCCCGGCGUCCUUGGCCGGUGAACGGCUAAUGGCAGAGAUGUCCGAGGUAGCUGACAGACCGCAGAGUGAAGUCAGCCAGGGCUCCAGCAUCAGCAACAUCUCCACCCUCUCCACCCCUCUGGGCUCAAAGCCGAUCAGACCGAUGAAGAAAGUGCACACCUUCGGCAAGAGGGAGCGGGCGAUCCGGCGGGACCCCAACUCCGUCACCGUGAUCCGGGGCUGGCUCUACAAGCAGGACAGCUCUGGGCUGAAGCUGUGGAAAAGAAGAUGGUUUGUCCUUUCUGAUUUCUGUCUCUUCUAUUAUCGAGACAGUCGAGAGGAACGCAUUUUGGGGAGUAUCCUCAUGCCAAGCUACACCAUCUCUGCUAUUGAUCCACAGGACCGGAAGACCCGGAAAUUCACCUUUAAGGCUGAGCAUCCAGGAAUGAGGACGUACUACUUCAGUGCCGACACUCAGGAGGACAUGAACGGUUGGAUCAGGGCCAUGAGCCAGUCAGCACGAGCAGAAUCGGAGUUCCCCAACACUUGUUUGGCCAAACCCUCGAAGGCCGCUCCCCAGGAUCGCCGGUACUCGAGCUACAGGGACCUGACCGAGCCCGGACUCCAGCCGUACGCCGGUGCCCAGAGCGCUGAGUCGCUGGAAAUCGCGACCCUCUCGCAGCCGGACCCCUGGGACAAGGUGCAGGAGAAGGAACCGGAACCGGGCCGACUGGAGCCCCAGGCUCCCGCCGACCGUCACAAGGCGUCUUUGACCAUCUCGCUGGACCGCUUGACCCCUCCGGCCCGGAACGGCGCCGUCCCGCCUCCCACUCCCACCAGCGCGUUCCAGAGCAUGGUCUUCGGGUUUGAGGGGAGCUCCAGGCCCGAGGAUGGGGCCGUGGAUCCGCCGAGCAAGAGCUCGCUGUCUCACGUCGAGCAGUGGGUUCAAUCCCAGAAGGAGGAACUAGCGGCAAGAGGCGAGGAGGAGGAGCAGUACCUGGUGACGACCCAGUCCGGCCACGUGUACGAGUGUCUGAUCGAUGGCUACCUGAUAUCAUCCGUCAACUCCCAGCUGCACCCCGGCCAUUCCGCGCAGAUCGGCCUGGGCCCGGGCAGCGGCCGGCAGCGGGUGCCUAGUGAGGCGGGUCUGGGGCAGGAGGAGCACGUGGGCGGCUGGUCAGGGGAGCAGAAGGGGUGGCAACCGGUGCCCGCGGCGGCCAACCCCAGCCCGGAGAUCGGCAGCCGCCGAUCCAUCGCCUCCUACCGAUCGAACUCCCUCCCGGCCACUUCCGACACCCCCCGGUACCAGGUGCUGCACCGGACACUCACGCCCGACGACCGGUACACGGUACUGUCCGCCGGACAGCGCGGCCGGCGUUUGGCGGGCACCCCGCCCGAGAGAGCCUCCCGGGGCUCGCUGGAGCGCUCGGCCUCCCCCCUCUCUCCGCCAUCCUCCCUGAGCCCCCUGCCCGGGUGGUCUUCGAGGGGCCGGGACACUCUGGAGGUCAGCUCUCCGGACGAGGCCCACCACCCUGCCCCGUCUCACUCCUCCCACCGAUCCCUGACCAGGCCUCACACCCCCGUGGGGAGGAUCGACGUGCUGCCCUCCCACCCGCCAGUGGGAAACGGCUACCUCCAGAUCCCGCAGCUGGCAGCAGGCACCCUCAGACCCCCACCGUCGCCCGCCGGGGACCGUCCCUGGGACCACUACCUGGCCACCUCCCCCGCCAGCGUCCGGGGACAAGCCCAGAGCCGGCACCCUUCGAGGCCUCAGACUCCGGCUGGCCGGUUCGACGUGCUGCCCGGCGAGGACCACUUCUCCUUUCCCCCGGGAAGACCUCACAGCGCAUUCAGGAGCCAGCAGAGAUCCCCGGGGCCGGUGACCCUGGGGGCGCCGGAGGAGAGGGAGCUUGAAGGUCUGGCGGCCACCUUACCCAGCCGGUGUUACCGACCCAGCCCGAGGCCGCUCUACAGAUCUCACAGCCCUGUGGACAGAGCCACCAUUCUCCCCAGAGACCACUCCAGUGACAGGUCUCUGUGCAGGCUCAGGCCUCCACCCCACCGGGCCAGGUACCCUCCACCUCUGCCGGUGGGCUCGGGCUUGGGCAGUGCUCUGAGACUGUCGGCUGCGAGGGGAACCAGUUCGAGCUACAGCCAGCUUCCUCCUCGACCUCCCCCCUCACCCCGAUCAUGCCUCUCGCCUCUGCUGCCGUCAGUCAGGAGACUGUCCAUCGCUCACUCUGUCAAUGUGCUGCUGACCCGAUUGUGUGGGCAGGACAGAAUUCUCCAGGGCCUCGUGGCGCAGGCGACCCCGCUGAAAGCGGAGAAGGACAGGGUGGAGAGGUCUCUGGAGGUCGUCCGCUGCCAACUGCUGGACAUCGGGGGCCAGCCGGCCCUGGCCAAGAAGCUGACGUACCAGCAGCGGAUUCUGCAGGAGGAGCUGAUCCAGACCCGCGCCAGGCUCUGCGACCUCUCCCUGGUAAACGGCAUGGGGGUCUGGUUCGCGGCGCGGGAUCUGAAGGGUUGGGAAACGGCGCAAACACCCCCCCACCAAGCGCCCGGGCUUGUCUGGAUGCUGGGGGGCUCCUUUCCCCUAAGGAGACACUGA
Messenger RNA from Hypanus sabinus (Atlantic stingray), 2782 nucleotides. RefSeq names its product pleckstrin homology domain-containing family A member 7-like. Lineage: Eukaryota; Metazoa; Chordata; Chondrichthyes; Myliobatiformes; Dasyatidae. The transcript is spliced from 12 exons. The record is from RefSeq and is a predicted model, not a curated record. The coding region runs from base 53 to 2782 and encodes 909 amino acids.